AUGAGUGAUCCUCCAACUUAUGACAAUGACCUACUGAAUCGGCUCAAUGCUUUGAAGAAAUCCAAUAUUCAGCUCGACGCAUCCCCUCGUCCACCACUAAAUGUUUUUGCAAAAGUGUCGACGCCCGAAACAGACUUGUCUGAGAGACUGCGUAGCCUACGAAACGGUACACCAUCAAGAUCUGGCACUAGUGAAACACCCACGCCUGCUAGCACCACAUCGCCUCCACAACAAUCCCGUUUUUACAACCAAGCCACGUCAAGUGAUGCUGUUCCUCUAUUUUCAGAUGAUGUCCACGAGGAUAAAUCAUUGGACGACCUUUUAGCAGAACUGGGAUCUGGGUCUGAAUGGUUGAAUCCUGAUGAUCCGAAUGAUAUUCAAAAACUUCUUGAUGAAGCUAAGAAAGCUUUGCCAGAUCGUGAGGAUGUUGCUACAGAUGAAGAGGCAUCAAAGGGUGCUUCUGAGGAGAACACUCGGACUAAUGUCUUGACUAGUGGCCUUGAUAUGUCUGUGUUUGCCAUAGAUGACGAUGAUGAUGGGGAAUCUAGGAAGAAUGAUAAAGAGAUCGAGGGCUUAGAGGGCGAAUCACGUGAAGUGCAGGAUAUUGUUGCCAGGUUAUUGGAUGAGGUAAACUUGGAGAGGGGAGCCGAGGAUGAAAAUGAAGCAGAGGAACCCCAAGGAACUAAUGCUAUGAACGCGGAUGCGGGUGGGAAAUUCUCAUCUUUCCCCAAAUACAAGCAGGAUGAUAGCGAAGAACCAAACUUCACACUCCCAUCCGCACCCUCCACGCUCCCGGAACCCAGCAGGAAAUCGAUCGAUUUCGAAGACGAUAUUACUGCGAGGUUAGCUGCGCUGAAGGGUCUUGGAUCUACUCCUGUUAGCGCUCUUGGGUUACCUUCUGCACCGACUACUAAGCCGGUUGAUAAAAUGGCGAAAGAAACGAAAGGGAAAGGAUUAAAGAAAUACACAGAUGAGGAAAUGGAUACGUGGUGUAUUAUUUGUCAAGAUGAUGCGACGAUUCAGUGUGUGGGCUGUGAGGGAGACUUGUAUUGUGCGAGAUGUUGGAAGGAGGGACAUAUGGGGGUUGAUGCCGGGUGGGAGUUUAAGAGACAUCAGUGGCGGAAAUGGGAACGUCCUGGCUAG
Botrytis byssoidea is the source of this 1143-nucleotide messenger RNA. RefSeq lists its product as uncharacterized. The transcript has 2 exons. The record is from RefSeq and is a predicted model, not a curated record. NCBI's taxonomy places the organism in Eukaryota, Fungi, Ascomycota, Leotiomycetes, Helotiales, Sclerotiniaceae. Bases 1 to 1143 code for a protein of 380 amino acids.